CGAGUUGGGUCCGUUUUUUUUUCCUCCGGAUCCGUGAGAAAAGAAUAAUUUGUAAUAUUUUACUUUACCAGCUUGCAUUCGGGAGUGUGAAAUGUUGUUUCGACCGCGUCCAAUAAUUGCGCGACUCAAUUAGUGAAACAUUAGAUUAUAUAGUAGGUAAACUGUUCCGUUUGUUUAGCCCGCGUCGGUUUCUAACAGCAGGAGCUACUUCUGAAGAUCCAAAUGGUUUCCCAUCGCGUCGUCGUCGUCGUCGGAUUGUGAAAAUUGUUGCACUUUGCCGAAACAGUGAAGAAGCUCGGGGCCCAAGAUGAAAACUAGCCUGUGCUACACUUACUGCACUCUGCUGAUCGUUUCGCUGGUGUCCAGUGGUCUGCUGUUUAUUCUGGUGGCUUCGGAGGCAUCGAAACCGCUGAAUCACUUGCAGAGCAAUGAACAGCAACAGGAACGGCACCAGCAAGAAGAGCAUUCGCCACUUGUUCAUAACGAACGAGAUAAUCCGGUGGAAUUAGGAAGCGGGAAGCGUAAUGGGAUGGCGCCACCGGAAACGGUGCCGUCUCUUCCAGAAAAUAGUGGAAAAGCGCAAACGGGUUGGCAAAGUGAUAGUGAAGUUGUCGGUGGUGAGAUUGUGAAGAGUAGUGACUAUUCAAAGCCCAACAGUGGUGGUGCUGAAGUGCAGAAGAUUGCCACUCAGAAGAGGCAUGGGCUUAGGAAGGCAAGUGGUCGUAGGACUAGUACAUCCCGGAAGCAGGAUAUUUUAACGGAAAAGCCAGCAAAGCUAGAGGAACCGCCGGAUCUGAAGGAGGUUAUAUUUUUAGACGCACUUUCGAAAAAUUCCGGUGUCACAAACAGCGGAUUGCAGGACAUUCCAGGCACCCCAUCGGUGAUUACACUGGUGGAUCAUCAGUCCAGCGAGCUCAACAUUGAGUCCAAGCUGGAGGAAAACAUCGAAGCUACGCUGAAAAAUAUCAGCCACCAGCUCCAGGCCAGUCCCGUCGAUGAGCCUGAAGAGCAGCAGGCCACAAUCGACCAUCAGCUGCAACCACAGGAGGUACAUCUCUCACAGGAUGCUUCGCCACAGACCGUUCAGGAGCAAGCGGCUUCGUUGGAGGAAAAACUACAGGAUACCGGAGGAGGUGAGGUCCGGAAAGAAGAACAACCGGAAAUUGUUCAACAAGUCGUUCCAAAUGUAACAUUCGACACCCAGAAUGUGAAUCUUACGGAGGAAAAUCAAAUGCCCGUCUUUUCCGAGUGGGCCGAAAAACAGAUGGCCGAAGCGGAAAAGAAACAGGGUGAAAAUGUGAACGCUUCAGCGAUGAAACGGAACUCGAAGCCCCCAGGCAACAAGAUGCCACCGCUGAAGCUACGAGCGAAGAACUACGCUGCUCCGGAUUGCGGGGCAAAGAUAAUCGCUUCCAAUCCGGAAGCACAGAGCACCGGUUCGGUGCUGACGUCCCACAAGGACGAGUAUUUGCUGAACCCGUGCACCAGCAAGAUUUGGUUCGUAGUUGAACUCUGCGAACCCGUCCAAGCGGAACGGGUUGAACUGGCCAAUUUCGAGUUGUUUUCAUCCUCGCCAAAGGAGUUUUCAGUGUCGGUUAGUAAUCGAUUUCCGACUCGAGAUUGGUCGAAUGUUGGUCAAUACACGGCCAAAGAUGAACGCGACGUCCAGAGUUUCAAUCUGCAUCCGCACCUGUUUGGGAAGUUUGUCCGAGUGGAAAUCCAUUCGCACUACAAUUCGGAACACUAUUGUCCGGUUUCGUUGUUUCGAGUGUAUGGAACGUCAGAGUUUGAGGCAUUCGAAACCGACAACACGCCAUCGCUGGGAGAGGACGGAGAGGAUGACGAGGGCGAGUUGAUCGUGGAAGGUUUGGAUCUGGGCGAGGAGGAUCCGGGAAGUGAUGAACACUACGAUGAUGGUGGUGAUUCGAAGAAUAAGAAAGCCAAUAUCCUCAAGUCCGCUGGUGAAGCUGUGAUGAGCAUCGUUAAGAAGGCGGCCGAAGCGUUGGGAAAAACGCACGAAAAUGAUAGCAUGCGCAAUGAAACCAACGAUUCUGCGAUGAGCGGUGUAGAUCUAAGUGUUGGUAGUAAUCAAUUAGGUAGUAUCGUUGUUGUCCCGCCUCAGCGCCCUUUGUACUGCUUUUCGCUGGCCUUUCAGCCACUGUGUGUUAGUUGUCCACCGGAGCUCCGGAAUCGUCUGGAGCGGACACUGAAUUGCAAACACAAUCUAUUAACUAGUCUACUAAGUAUCAAACUAAUCAGUACGUCGUUUGACGAAUCUCAGCAUUUGCUAUGUGCCAAUUUCUUAGGGUUUAACCUGAUGCGUGAACAAGUGAGUGGGAGUUACAACUUGAACAGGAGUGUUCUGAACUGGUUCCCGGCGGAUAUUCUAGCAGGCUUAUGUAAUAUCCGAGCGUACGGAAAGGGGUUGAUUGCAACUCAAGUAAAACAUGAAGAAGUUCCUGUGGGAAAACCUGAGGGGCAAACGUCUACCGAACCUUCAGCAACAACUCAGUCGACAAAGGACGACUCACAGAAUGAGACGGACGAACAGCCUGUUCUGAACGUAAUUCCAUCUGUUACCGCACCGAUCAAAGAAGAUCCCCGACCACAGUCCUCGGGAGCGCAACAGGAAGAACAGAAACCAGUUCCUCCGUCGGACGACGUGAACAUGUACAAUGUUGCUGGUGGUCCUCAAGAUCCUGGCACCGUUGUUGAUAAGAAACCGGAAGAAUCUGCUGCAACUUCUUCUACGUCGUCGUCGUCGUCUACUACGACGACAUCAACCACGAUAGAACCGACUCCGGAAAAGGACGAUUCAAUUGGAGCACUGGAUCAGCCCAGCAGUAUGGAGGACAUUGAUAACUUGCUGCUGGAUCAGCACAUGGAUGGGGCAACAGCUGGAUCCGGUAGUAUUCCCACAAUCACGAGUACUACCACGACAACACCGACACCGGGAUCGCCGCAGAAGGGGCAACCAGAAAGCGUUUUUCUGCGACUGUCGAAUCGAAUUAAGGCCCUGGAGCGCAACAUGAGUCUAUCCGGCCAGUACCUGGAAGAGCUGAGCCGUCGCUACCGGAAGCAGGUCGAGGAGCUGCAGCAUUCCUAUGCGAAGACAUUGUUCGAAAUCGAAGAGCAGAACCGCCGGAUGCGUGAGAGCGAAGCGUUGCUCCGGGAUGAAAACGUCCGGAUUCGCGAGGAUUUCUUUGCGUUCCGUGAUAGUAUUCUGAGCUGGAAAAACAUCGCCAUCGGAUUGGGUGGAUUUUUUGCCGUGCAGGUGGUCAUUGUUUGUGCAUUGGUACGAAGCUGUAAGGGCGGUGGAGGUCAUCCGGAACAGGAAGUGGUGGCUAGCGAACUGGUACAGAUUGGAAGUGAAAAGCCACCGAUCAAGGGAAAGCUGCUCAGGAGGAGGUCGAUCGACGGUGUUAUUGGAGCUGGCGAGAAGUCAAGUGGAUCGCUGAAAAAGAAGCGCCCAAGCGAAGAAGCGCUGAACAUUAGUGGGACGUACGAAAAUCUGUUGAUCUCCGAAGAAGGUGGUGGGGACAAUGCCAAAGUGGAGCGCAAGAAGAAGAACAAACAGAGGAAGAUCUCUGCACCGGCUAUGAUCCAACAGGGCAAUGGGAAUGGAAAAGCGAAGAGAGCUUCUUCUGUUGAACCUCCUCCCGCUGGUAAUGUCGUAAAAGUAGAUCUGGUCAGGACUGAAUCAGCUCCGGAACCGAGAAGACAUUCGCCGGAGAAAGCUAUACCGGACGAAAACAACCGCAUAGAGGAACUUCCUCUGCUGGAAGAUAACGAUGAGUUCAUCAUCCCCACUGCGAUGGAUCUAUCCUACAACGAGUUCGUUCCGGACUCGACGUCCGAAACCGUUCAUCAAACGAAUGGGAUGGUCUCAUCAUCCUCUUCCAUCGAUUCAAAAUCAACGAACAAAUCCGGUGGCAAAGGGCGACGGCUAUCGUCGCCGGCAUUUUUCAAAUCGUCACUACUGCGGUCAAGCCGCAAAUCCUCCGGAAAGAAGUCCACACCCAGCCAAAAUGUAAGCAGUGCCAGCAGCAGCAACACCAGUAGCACCGGUAGUACCAAUGUUAGAAUCAACAUUAAUCUUAACAACGCGAGUCGAACGGAAGACGAGCUGUCUUCGCUUCCCGCUGAUGAUCAGCUCCUUACCACUUCAACGUCGGCUACCCCCGCCAACAACAACCAGCAUGCCUGGGAGUGGUACAAGCUCAAGAAGUCCUCUAGUCAAGACAAAUUUACCAAACGCAAAUCGAAGUCGGAAAGCCCGGAACCGGAAGCCGCUCACCAUAACGGGAUCGGAUCGGAAAGAAUACGGUCGUCGGUUUCCUUCAAUGGGAGCACGGGCUCGAGCGAGAAGAAAAUCGGCAAUGCCGGCGGGGGCGGCAGCUUUCGCCGGCUGUUCCGUAAGGUGUUCUAGUUUUGUCAGUGCACCGCCGGCGUGAUAGACGGCGGCGACCAAGCAAGCAAGAAGCAGGCGAGCAAGUGUUCAUGAGAAUUCAUCUCGGAUUGAUUGCCACAUAGCUGCUGACGAUGGGGGAAGGAGUUGUUCCUUAAAAUUCAAUAGACUGAUCGGACUAAGCGAGGGGGCGAAACACAUUAUUAAAUGGAAAGCUUUAAAAGCGCGUUUGACUGCGAUGGGAGAGGAUGGGAUGCCUGGGAUGCAUGCGCCCGAGACGGC
Ochlerotatus camptorhynchus is the source of this 4690-nucleotide messenger RNA. RefSeq lists its product as uncharacterized. The record is from RefSeq and is a predicted model, not a curated record. Gene Ontology annotation, cellular component: cytoplasm; membrane. Gene Ontology annotation, biological process: protein folding in endoplasmic reticulum. NCBI's taxonomy places the organism in Eukaryota, Metazoa, Arthropoda, Insecta, Diptera, Culicidae. Bases 308 to 4429 code for a protein of 1373 amino acids. The transcript is spliced from 5 exons.